Molecule: messenger RNA, 3960 nt
Organism: Xenia sp. Carnegie-2017
Lineage: Eukaryota; Metazoa; Cnidaria; Anthozoa; Malacalcyonacea; Xeniidae
Product: serine/threonine-protein kinase MARK2-like
Exons: 9
Coding region: 139-3663 (1174 amino acids)
Biological process (GO): protein phosphorylation; intracellular signal transduction
Cellular component (GO): cytoplasm
Molecular function (GO): ATP binding; protein serine/threonine kinase activity
Source: RefSeq, a predicted model, not a curated record
CUCCAGUUUUUACCCAGUAGCCAGUGUCAGAUGAUAAUCAUAUUUCCCUCAUGAUUAGAGUUCCUAUUACUCGUCAUUAAGAGCAACAUCACCUACAUGAUUCCCAUAGACGAUACGGCUUGAUGCGUACGUCUCUUUAUGUCUUUGUUGACUAAUCGUCGUGAAACGGUCCUAAAAAGGGCCUCCAUUACCGCUUUGAAUGGUGCGAACAUGGUGAAAUCAGAAGAGGACGAGCUACCAUCGACAGUUACAAACGUUUCGCGCGAAGAUAUUAGAAAAUACGCGCAAUGCAAACGAGUAGGCAACUAUUUACUGGGCCGAACAGUCGGAGAAGGAUCGUUCGCAAAGGUCAAGGAAGCUUUUCACGUUUUAACAGGCGAGAAGGUCGCCAUCAAGAUGAUUGACAAAAAUCGCGCGCGGAAGGACAGAUAUGUCUCGAAGAACAUGCGACGAGAAGCGAGACUACUACAAAUGAUUCGCCAUCCACAUAUCGUACAACUGUUAGAGAUCGUCGAGACAGGACAAUGCUACUAUCUCGUGUUCGAGUUUGCAGACGGAGGGGAUCUCAUGGACUAUAUCGUAAAACGGAGAAAACUCGACGAAGAAGAAGUGAGAAAAUUCACAAGACAAAUAAUAUCGGCGAUUGAGUACUUGCAUCGUAUUGGUAUUAUUCAUAGAGACUUGAAGGUGGAAAAUCUUCUUUUGGAUGCCGACAAGAAUAUAAAAAUAAUCGAUUUCGGUCUGAGCAACACAAUUUAUUCACAAGAUCCGCAUACCGAGAACCAUUGCAGCACACAAUGUGGCUCACCAGCCUACGCCGCACCCGAACUUCUUGUACGCAAAGAUUAUGGACCGCAGAUUGACGUUUGGAGCAUUGGCGUGAAUCUUUACGCUAUGCUCACAGGACGUUUACCAUACACAAUAGAACCAUUCAACAUUACGACACUGUACAGCAAGAUGCUGAAAAGACAGAUGAAUCCAGUUCCCAAAUACCUAUCGGAAGCUUGUAAAGAUAUGAUUCAUGGAUUGCUUAAUCCGGAUCCCAAAGAGCGUCUGAACAUCUUGGGAGCAGCGAGACACCCAUGGAUAACAACGGACGAUCCUAUUUUACUCGCGCCAUGCCCCAACUAUCUUUGCGAAGAAGACUUGGAUGACCGCAUUUUGGAUCACGUAGAGGAACAGUUGCAAUUGAAUGUAGAUGACGUAAUACGUGACGUCAUUCAAAACAAGGCGACGAAAAAUUCAUGUGUAUACCAUCUGUUGGUACGUCGUUUACAGCGUUACGAGAAAGAAAAGCGAAAGCUGAUCUGUCCCAAGUCGGCGGUAAAAGCAACAACAGAGUCAGAGGUAACAUCGCACUUGGAAUAUAAGUCGCCUAAAAACGACGUUCAUGAAAAUCAAAAGAAGGAAUCAGUGAAGCAAUCUUCGCCAAAAACAGGAAUAAUGGAGAAUCCCUUUAAGUGUUUUAAAACGGCAAUGAUUGGAAAAAAGAAAGCGUUGAAAAACAACGAAAAAUCUCAAGGUACAAACAAUGCGCAGACAUCAGCGUCGGUUCCGUCUACGAACCCAAACAUCGACAUCAAGAACAAAUUAUGCACGGUAAAGCGAGUGGCGCUCGUGAAAGUCUCGCCAGCACGUCGUUGCAGCAGAUACUUGGCGAGCAGUUCACGUUAUUCCAUGAGCAGUCCGCGAACAGGUCGAAGGAAAGGCUUCAUCGAAGGAAAUCAACAACGGCGAAAAUCCUCGAAAGUUCGACGAAGACGUGCGCAACAUGACGAUUCAACCUCGAGUGCUGCGAGCACUCCAAGAAGGACCAGCAUGGAGAUUUCGAGAAAUUUGGUCAUUCCAUCAAGUACUUGCCAUAAAGUUCGAGACAAACAGGAUUUAAAAAAUUUUAGCGAUUCAAAAAGGGUAUUAAAUAAUGAAGAAACAAAAAGGCAAUCGAGAAAAACCGAAAACAAAGAAAUAUUGGUACAGAUGCCAGAGAAAAUGGCACACAUAGGAAAUGGUGAUAACUCCAAAGGAACCAUAACGCAUCUCUAUACGGAGAAGGGAGUCGUAUUGAAACGAGGCACAACCGUUUCUCCCGGUAUGCUUAAACGAGAGCAAGCCGGUCGACAACAUCACAUAUUUCAAGAUGAAGGAGCGCUAAGAAUAAAUGCAGACGCUAAAAAAGAUCACGUCGUGUUUGAUGGGGAACAAAGUCAGCCGGAAAAUCUGGGAAGUAAGGAUAAGAAAACGCUAACUGAAGGAAUCAAGGAAAGCAAAGGAAAUCUGAGUCACUCAACCACGUGUUCAUCGCAAAGACUGAUAGCGCAUACUCCUGACACAACUCAAAAUUAUGCCAUUGAAGACAGACAACCCUCCAGUAUGAAGAACAUUCCAACAAAAAUUCCAUUGGCAUCAAAAAGAUGCUCCCCAAUUUCGCAACAGUCCCCUUUACCGACAAUGCAGUUCGUGCCCAGGACUCUAAAAAGUCAGUCCGGUAGCACGAAGACGCAAUCCAAAAAUGAAAUGGGGGGAACAGGAAACAGUAAGGACAAGUGCGUUUCGGUUGUAGUCGUAAACCGCUCGGAAAUUGGUGGUAUAGGCGCAAAAUAUAUAACUAAUACAACAGCAAAACAGAAGUUUACGAGGGAAAAGAACUUACUCGGGGAAAAAAACUUCACCGAAAACAAGAAUUUUACGGGAGAAAAAAACUUUAUCGAGGAAAAGAACUUUACUGGAAACAAAAACUUUACGGGAGAAAAGAACUUUAUUGGGGUAAAAAACUUUUCAGGAAACCAGAACUUAACGGGAGAAAAAAACUUUACCGAGAAAAAAAACUCUAUUGGAAACAAGAACUUCACGGGAGAGAAACACUACUUUACUGGGGAAAAGAGCUUCUCUAGAGACAAGAACUUUACGGCAGAUAAGACCUUUACCGGGGAAAAGAGGUUUGUUGGAAACAUGAAUAUAACAAGAGAAAAUAAUUUUAUGGCGGAAAAGAACUUGAUUGAAGAAAAGAAAGUUAUCGGGAAAAAGAACCUUGCCGAGGAAAAGAACAUUACCGAAAAAAGGAACUUUACCGAAGAAAAGGCAUUAAAAAAUGACAAACAAUAUUCCCCAAUACCUUCCCUUAAGUCAACUACCAAAGAUACGACGCUCACUAAUAGUAAUAAAUUGUUCAAAGCGAAGGUUUCGGACACCCUGAAAUUGAAAACUGCCGAAAAUAAUCCUGUCGUGAAUUCAAAUGUACAAAAAAGCAGCAGUGGAUGUUUGGAUGAACUCAUCGAUACAAAAAAUGUGGCAAAAGGGAAAUUGCCAGGUCAUAUUAAGUUCACAACAGAUCUCCAAAACCCUGGGAACGACAGAAAAAAGGCGGAAGCUAGAACGAAAGACGAACAGAAAGAAGGAAAAGCAAGCUCAAUGGAUGUAAACUCUCUCAACAAUCGAAAUGUGAACAAUUCAACGGACAUGAGUACCUCGCCGUUAGGACGCUCGACUUUGAAAUCACGUCACCUUGCUGAUACGCCAAAAUCGUGGACGAGCGAUGAAAGAAGGAAAAUUUCCAAUUACAAAAAGACUGAAAACGAAAAAAAGGAGUCCGCAAGGCAUACGGUAAAGUACGAAAUGAAUUCCUUUGCAGCUAACACGAAAAACCGAACAUUUAGGACCAACUGAAGAAUAAUGCUACGCCAAAUGGUGGAGCUAUGAUUGUGUCAAUCAUGUGCUUUUCUGUAUGAAUGCAAAUGUCGACAAAGCGGUCGAUAAUGCUCAAUUUUUUAGCCAAACCUAACAUUGGAAAUUUAAAAUCAUGUAGAAUUGUAUGAAGCCAGAUUUUACUACAUUGACAUUCUUGUCUAGAUUCAUACUUUAGCGUGCGCUCACAUAUUCUGGUAACGAGCGAAAAGACUGGAAAUAAUGACAUCUUCUGCAUUACUGAUACAUUUUCAUUAAACCUUAUUCAUUAUACAUUAA